Molecule: messenger RNA, 1374 nt
Organism: Closterium sp. Yama58-4
Lineage: Eukaryota; Viridiplantae; Streptophyta; Zygnematophyceae; Desmidiales; Closteriaceae
Source: the annotation of a GenBank genome assembly
AUGCAGAUCUUCGUGAAGACUCUUACGGGCAAGACCAUCACCCUUGAGGUCGAGAGCAGCGACACCAUCGAUAACGUGAAGGCUAAGAUUCAGGACAAGGAGGGUAUUCCUCCUGACCAGCAGCGUCUGAUUUUUGCCGGCAAGCAGCUUGAGGACGGACGCACUCUCGCUGACUACAAUAUCCAGAAGGAGUCUACCCUUCACCUGGUGCUUCGACUCCGCGGCGGUAUGCAGAUCUUCGUUAAGACCCUCACGGGAAAGACUAUCACCCUUGAGGUGGAGAGCAGCGAUACCAUCGACAACGUCAAGGCUAAGAUUCAGGACAAGGAGGGUAUUCCUCCUGACCAGCAGCGCCUGAUUUUCGCCGGCAAGCAGCUCGAGGACGGACGUACUCUUGCUGACUACAACAUCCAAAAGGAGUCUACCCUUCACUUGGUGCUCCGCCUUCGUGGUGGUAUGCAGAUCUUUGUUAAGACCCUCACCGGCAAGACCAUCACCCUUGAAGUUGAGAGCAGCGACACCAUCGAUAACGUCAAGGCGAAAAUCCAGGACAAGGAGGGUAUUCCUCCUGACCAGCAGCGCUUGAUUUUCGCCGGCAAGCAGCUGGAAGAUGGUCGUACGCUCGCCGACUACAACAUUCAGAAGGAGUCCACUCUUCAUCUGGUGCUCCGUCUCCGUGGUGGCAUGCAAAUCUUCGUUAAGACGCUCACUGGCAAGACUAUUACGCUCGAGGUGGAGAGCAGCGAUACCAUCGACAACGUGAAGGCUAAGAUUCAGGACAAGGAGGGAAUCCCUCCCGACCAGCAGCGUCUGAUUUUCGCCGGCAAGCAGCUCGAGGACGGACGCACCCUCGCGGAUUACAACAUUCAGAAGGAGUCGACGCUGCAUCUGGUCCUGCGCCUCCGCGGUGGUAUGCAAAUCUUCGUCAAGACUCUCACGGGCAAGACUAUUACUCUUGAGGUGGAGAGCAGCGAUACCAUCGACAACGUUAAGGCGAAAAUCCAGGAUAAGGAGGGUAUCCCCCCUGAUCAGCAGCGCUUGAUCUUCGCCGGUAAGCAGCUCGAGGAUGGACGUACGCUCGCGGAUUACAACAUCCAGAAGGAGUCAACGCUGCAUCUGGUCCUGCGUCUCCGUGGUGGUAUGCAAAUCUUUGUCAAGACUCUGACUGGGAAGACCAUCACCCUUGAGGUGGAAAGCAGCGAUACCAUUGACAACGUGAAGGCGAAAAUCCAGGACAAGGAGGGCAUUCCUCCUGACCAGCAACGUCUGAUUUUCGCUGGCAAGCAGCUGGAGGAUGGGCGCACCCUUGCGGAUUACAACAUUCAGAAGGAGUCCACCCUCCACCUUGUCCUCCGCCUUCGUGGCGGACAGUAG